Messenger RNA from Trametes versicolor FP-101664 SS1, 1146 nucleotides. RefSeq names its product ankyrin. The record is from RefSeq and is a predicted model, not a curated record. The annotation marks the transcript as partial. Lineage: Eukaryota; Fungi; Basidiomycota; Agaricomycetes; Polyporales; Polyporaceae. The transcript has 3 exons. Gene Ontology annotation, molecular function: protein binding.
UCACUCAACUUUUCCUCUGCUCUUCUGCGUCCAUUCGCGCGAUCUUGCUAUUGGGGUGACCUGCAGGCGGUGAAAGAAGCGGUAGAGUCCGGCGCUGCCCCCGAAUUGACAACGCUCGAGACAGCAUACAAGCACGGAUACGUCACCCUCCUUUUCUUUGGUGCACGGGAGGCCGGACUCUCAUCCACUCGAGGAGAUCUAGCAGACCACAUCGGGACGCUGAAGUACCUCCUCGAACGCGGCGCAUCGCCAAAUACCCCAGAUAUCGUCGGCUACACCCCUCUCCACCACGCUUGCAUGGCCCACCCGCGCGCAGACAUCGCGCGGAUCCUGCUCCAGCACGGCGCGAACCCCGACGCGCAGGACCGUUUCGGCAGCGUCGCGCUCAUAGGCGCAUUCCAAAACGAGUCGAUCGCCGCGAUCGAGGUGCUGCUCGAGUUCGGCGCGCGCCUGGACGUUGCGGACCCGAACGGACACACGCCCGACAGCUUCUUCGUUCAGUGCGGCCCGAAAGUGACGGCGGUCGUGCAGAAGUGGAAGAGGAAGCGGGCGGGCACUGCGAACCCUCUGGACGAGAAGCGGUGCGCGACGUGCGCGAGGGCAGAUGGACCACUCAAGUUCUGCGCCAAGUGCCAUGCGACAUGGUAUUGUUCGAAGGAGUGUCAGAAGGAGGACUGGAAGAAUCACAAGCCGACUUGCCAGCCAUUCUGCGCCGGGAGCACCAUCACCCUCAUUCCGUGCUACUCCGACGAGAUCACCUCCUUGGCCUCCUGGUCAGACAUGGCACGCGAGAGACUCGGCCAGCCGUUCGAUAAACGCCCCGCGCGGAACUCGCGCUCCGUCCAUAUCCCGCGCAUCUCCCCCGGUCAGACAAAGCAGAUGAUCAUCAAGGUGCAAGUGCCCAUGGACGUCGAGGCUGGCCUUCCAUCGGACAAGCAUGUCGGAAACCUUCUGGUGUACGACAAGAAGCGAAGCUUGGUCUGCAGGAUCCGGAAGUGCGACAACGUGGAGGGGUACAUGCGGCUGUCAGAGACCGUGCUCACGCAGGGCGUUAUGGGCGCGAAGGCGUAUUUUUCUGCUGAGAUGACGUCGCCGGAUGCGCUCGUCGUUAAAGUGUUUGAGGUAUUGGCCGAACAGGCCUUCUGA